Gryllus bimaculatus (two-spotted cricket) is the source of this 555-nucleotide messenger RNA. The record is from the annotation of a GenBank genome assembly. Lineage: Eukaryota; Metazoa; Arthropoda; Insecta; Orthoptera; Gryllidae.
CCGCUCAGACUCGAGGAAGAAAGCAGUCACCAGUCACGAGAAUGGUUUCAUGGCAGCGCCAAACACGCGGGGGCGUGCCCCACAACGCGCUGUGGGCGGGGCUGGACGCCGACGGCUCCAACAUCUACGUGGGGCGCGCGAUGCACGAGCGAGACCUGCUGCCGGGGAAGGUGCUGUGCAACUGGCAGUCCGUGGCGUGGCAGCAGAGUUCGGGCGGGCACGUGCCGCCCAGGGCCAUCGUGGGCGGCCACACCGCCAACGGCGAGCGCCUCUACAUCGGACGCGUCUUGCACAACGGCGCGCUCACGCCCGGAAAGGUUCAUGGAAGUCAUCGGAAAUGCUACAUCCCAUUUGGAGGAAGAGAGCUCGCCUUCGACCGAUACGAGGUUCUCAUUUCUGUGUAACUGGUUCGCGAGAUGCAGGUUGCGAACAUUGAAAGGAAGCAGAGUAUACUUUUGGAAGGAGAAGCAGCACUUCGUAUAAGUCUGUAUUUCUAAACCCUGUGGAUGUACAUUUUUAUUUUAUUUGAGUAAAAAACUUUACUUUUGUUUGUUA